GGGCUGAGUGGUGGCGGGGCGGCGGCCGGCGGAGAUGGAGGAGCCUGACGCGGCGCGGCUGCCCUCUCGCCUGGCCAGGCUGCUGUCGGCGCUCUUCUACGGGACAUGCUCCUUCCUCAUCGUGCUGGUCAACAAGGCGCUGCUGACCACCUACGGUUUUCCCUCUCCAAUUGUUCUUGGAAUUGGGCAGAUGGCCACCACCAUAAUGAUACUGUAUGUGUCCAAGAUAAAUAAAAUAAUCCACUUCCCUGAUUUUGACAAGAAAAUUCCUGGAAAGCUGUUUCCUCUGCCUCUUCUCUACGUUGGAAACCAUAUAAGUGGCUUAUCCAGCACAAGUAAAUUAAGCUUGCCAAUGUUCACUGUGCUCAGGAAAUUUACAAUUCCGCUCACUUUACUCCUGGAAGCCAUCAUACUCGGGAAACAAUAUUCCUUGGACAUCGUCCUCAGUGUUUUGGCCAUCGUGCUUGGGGCUUUCGUAGCAGCUGGCUCUGAUCUUGCAUUCAACUUGGAAGGCUACAUUUUUGUAUUCUUGAAUGAUAUCUUCACAGCAGCAAACGGAGUUUAUACCAAACAGAAAAUGGACCCGAAGGAGCUGGGGAAGUACGGAGUGCUUUUCUACAAUGCCUGUUUCAUGAUCAUCCCAACUAUCAUUAUCAGUGUCACUACUGGGGACUUUCAGCGGGCCACUGAAUUCAGCCACUGGAAGAACGUCUUGUUUAUCAUUCAGUUUCUUCUUUCCUGUUUUCUGGGGUUUCUGCUGAUGUACUCCACAGUUCUUUGCAGCUACUACAACUCAGCUCUGACCACAGCAGUGGUUGGAGCCAUCAAGAAUGUAUCGGUUGCCUACAUUGGGAUGUUGGUUGGUGGAGACUACAUUUUCUCCCUCUUAAACUUUAUUGGGUUAAAUAUUUGCAUGGCAGGUGGUUUAAGGUACUCCUUUUUAACACUGCACAGCCAACUAAAACCUAAACAACCUGUGGACGAAGAAAGCAUCCCUCUGGAUCUGAAGAGCUAGAUUGGAAGGUGGAGUUGCAGGCUUAGGCUGGAGAGGGCAGCCCCAACAGGCAUGGGCAAUCUAGAGAUCCCACACCUGGGGCAGUCACCCGCUUGGCCAGAGCACAAAUGGGAAUGGCUGGGAAAUACAAAGAAAUCUACCUCACGUGUCACUGCACAAGGAGCCACAAGGAACUCAAGACACACAGCACAGAACCUCCCCCAACUCAAAACUUUUGAAUUUGCUCAAUGUCAGCCAUGGGGCUCUACCCUGUGUGCUGAGGGGGACUUUUCAAAGUUGACUUUGCUUAUCAGCACCUUGGCCUUAAUUUCAAAGGCCCCAGCCAAAGCAAGUGCCAGAGAGAACUUUUUGUUGUUGAAACAUCUCUUUAUUUUCAUAAAAAAAAAAAAAAAUCAGUCAUAGUGAUUUAAACAAUGUUGGUAUGUUGUUUUCCAAGCCAUCGAAGUGAAAUAAAAAGCCAUUUCUA
Molecule: messenger RNA, 1481 nt
Organism: Phodopus roborovskii (desert hamster)
Lineage: Eukaryota; Metazoa; Chordata; Mammalia; Rodentia; Cricetidae
Gene: Slc35d2
Product: solute carrier family 35 member D2
Exons: 12
Coding region: 35-1015 (326 amino acids)
Cellular component (GO): Golgi apparatus
Molecular function (GO): antiporter activity; GDP-fucose transmembrane transporter activity
Source: RefSeq, a predicted model, not a curated record